This is a messenger RNA of Oncorhynchus nerka (sockeye salmon), 6120 nucleotides long. RefSeq names its product neurofibromin-like. Gene Ontology annotation, biological process: nuclear-transcribed mRNA catabolic process, non-stop decay; ribosome disassembly; nonfunctional rRNA decay. Gene Ontology annotation, cellular component: cytoplasm. NCBI's taxonomy places the organism in Eukaryota, Metazoa, Chordata, Actinopteri, Salmoniformes, Salmonidae. The record is from RefSeq and is a predicted model, not a curated record. The transcript is spliced from 20 exons. The coding region runs from base 3807 to 6038 and encodes 743 amino acids.
GCUGUGAAAGUUAAAAUGUUGGCAUCUGGCAGUGACCUUGUAGUGGAGCACCUGGAUGUUGAAGACUCUCCUGUUCCAGAGGAGCUGAACAUAACAUGUACAUCUUGCAAAGCAAUGAUGCAAAAUCUUGGCACUCUGUUUAGUGUGAAGUUCAAGACCAAAGCCUCAAAGGCUGUGAGUGAAAUUCUUGUGAGAAGGUUAAUGAGCGAUAUCUCUGGUAUGGUUCAACCUUCUCAUUCAUUUAGUACCACUCCAAGCUUGAUGAAUGCAUCUAGCCCAUCUGACAGGAUCCUUGAUUCUGCGGCCACUGAGCUCAUACAGACCAAAGUAGAAUCUGAGGCAUCAAAAAUAAUUGAUAACUUUGUUGAAGAUGUCAAGGACAUUGUGCAGUAUGCUGAAUUAGAUCAGCCAACAAGCACCCAGAGAGAUACCCAAGUGGGACACUGUACGACAAAGCGGAAACCCUUCCAUGCAGCUCGUAGACUCUGCGAGAGACUUCAGGCAAAGCUGGAGACAUUGUUCCUCAGAAUGGGUGGAGCUCCAGUCCAAGGGGAAGAACUUAUGGAAAAAGCUGACUCCAGUGCUGUGCUUCUGGAACAUACUGACUCCAGUGAUCUGCCUGUUUCAAUCCUGAGCUUGCCUUCCCCAUGUAGGAGUGAAUCCCCUAUAUCAGAACGUAGUUCAUCUUCUUUAUCUGAUGGAUGUGAUUCAACUGACUCUGUAGGAGAGAAAACACCAGAGCAACCUGAAACCAGUAAGAGUGAGGCAAUACUGCAAGUGGUCAACUCAACGGGACUUGGUUCUCUCCGUAAAUGCCAAAGUGAGAACUCUCAACCAUUACUGUCUCUCUGUAAUUCCAACAUGGUGCCCUGCACCAAAGAGGUCUUGUCCCAGAUUGUGACCAUGUAUAGGUCAGAGGUGGCAGAUUUGGAAUGCACAUCAUCUGUUGCAGAGGGUUCCUCUUACAACUCCCUUGAAGUCUGUGGCUUUUUGGACAGUGUCAUGUCUUAUCUAGAAGACAUGCCCGUGUCUGGUUCUUCAUGGUUGGAAGGAUUAAGAGAUACUCCAGCCUCAGUCAUUGAGAAACUCUCCAGUGAGGAGUUCCAGAUGAACGCUACCAACGAAGUGCGAAAAAUACUGAUCAAAUCAGUCAGUAGCUUUCCCAGCAAAGUCAGUUCCAGCCAGACAGAUUCUCAGAUGUUGCCAGCAAAAUCAACAAUUUCCUUAAGGCAUACAGAUAUAACUGCUUUUGAAAUCGUUGGAUCAAUUACAAAUGACAUGAAGAGCCUUUUCCCACCCACAGAGUCUUCUACUACUCUAUGGCAGGCAGACUCUAUGCUUCAACAGAGUGAUGAGAAAACCUCAGAGUACACUGAGGCCACACCCAAAGGCUCACAGUCUGGUUUGGAAGUAUCUGAGAAGAAGAUCUGGACAACUGCAAAGACUAUUUACCACAAUGUGAAGACAAAGAUGAGGAAUUAUUUUACAUGGCAAAAUCAAGUCAAAGCAACAACGGCUCAAGCCAAAAAGACCCUCAGCCAUAUUCUGGUUUCAAUUCAGAAAGAGCUGUCAAAAUCUGACCAAACGGUGACUGCGCUUUCACAAAUAGAGAAUGUAGUUGGAAUGAUGCUGAAGGAUGUUGAAAGGGUAAGCAGUGAAUGUGGUGAGGAACCGAUCUAUCAAGCGCCACAGCGUUCUUCCUCCUCGUUGUCAUCCUCAUCUGCCAGAUCAAAGAAGUCAGAGUGGGAAUAUUCACUCCCUGGCACUCCCAUCUCUUCUGAUUUACCAGAGAGUAUUACUCAGCCCAUUGUGAGAUGCUCAGUCAUCGACAUGGGCAAAUCUACUAAGCCAAAAACAUUGGUGUGUGAUGCCAGGGAAAGCAUGUCUGCAAUAGUGGAUACCAUCAUAAAGGAGGUACAUCCAGAGGAAGAAGGGGAGGUUGCAUUCCACCCUGAUCUAACAGCUGCAAUAGCAAGACUGGAGGAGCUCAUAUCUCAGGGUAGGAUUGGUGCUCUCUCACGUGAUCUUACUCACCAAGUCAACCGCAUCAUUUCUGAGAGCAACUUGACCCCUCUGGUUCUGACAGUGGCGGCUGGAAAGAGUGUAUCCGAUACAGUCCUUACUGAGCUGAAGAGGAAUGACAAGACGGUGGGGAAGCCCACAGCUUACAAGCUGGUUCAGCUUUUUGCAGAGGAGUCUGUGAAGCGCCUCUUGCUUCCUAGCCUUGUGCCCUCUACAGCUUCAAUGAGUUUGGCUACAUCAGCAUUUAGUGACACAGUCAGCCUGUUUACCAAAGUAAUGGUAAGCCAGGUCAUGGACUCUGUGGUUUCUGAUGAACAAAGCAGAGGGUCAUCUCCAACCGGAACUGUAACUGAUAUAGGCAGUCUACUGAGUGGUAAGUCCUACCCUCUGCCAUCUUUCUCCGCCAUCAGCAUGACAACAAGUGGGACCUCCAAUGCUGCACGAGGCUUUGAGGCCAACAUAGAUGCUGAGGAAAGGGAUACCAUCAGUUGUUUCGGUGUACCUCAGAGCAUUGUUUGCGAUCAGAAUUCAACCAGCCCGGAUGUUGCCUCGCUUUCAACCCCAUCCACUGACAACUUAGUCGGUGAUGAUGACUUCACCGGCCUCAUCAGCAUGUUAGUGGUGAGACUUCUGUCAAAAAUCCAAACCCAAACUGAUCUGUACCCAACUGACGUCACACGCACGUCACAAGACCUGAUUCCAAAAGUUAUAGCUGCCUUCUGUGCAUGGUCAGGCUGCUCUGAGACCCAAGCUUAUCCCAAGAACCUGAAGAGUCACAAAGUAUACAGCACCGUCUACAAACAUCUGUUGAAGGAGUUUGGCUCAGAGAAAAUACUCCAACUGGCCGUGUCGACUCAGGACUCCACAUUCAAUAAGAUUCUUGUGAAGUCAUUGAGCAAGGAGCUUCUCCAUAGUUGUAACGAGGCAUCAAGAGCAGCCUCAAGAACAUCUUUCGAAGCCACCAGGCCAGAAGCUCUUCUCAUGGCUGAAGAUGUGAAGGCUACCAGAGGGAAGCUGUCUUUCCUACAAAGGCUUGCCAGACUGAAAUUCGACUUAAAGCCAUUCAUGAUGGGAAACAAGAAGGAUUCCAAGAAGAAUUCCCGCCAUUCUGAAUCCAAAGACCAGACUACUGCUGAAGAUAUCAUGUUGGCACAUCCUGGACUCCCAGAGGGUCUUCCCUCCACCUCUCAACAGGAGAAGCCUCGAAAACGUCCCCUUCUAAUCAGGAUGUUUUCCACCAUCUCCAUAGGCCUAUCCAAGCCAUUCAAACAGUUUUCAAAGCAAGCUUAAUACAACCAUUUCCUUUAAUACAGUAAUAUUUGCAUUAAAUUGAUGGCCUUUGUCUUCUUUUGUGUUGCCCUGUUAACACAUUUGAUUAGAAAAUACAUAGUAUAUUUAGUUUAGUUUAUUAUGCAGUCAUAGUCACGGUGUAGGCUAAACAAAGUAAUGUUGUCCUGAAUAAUGUAUAGAACAUGCACCCCCCCCCCCCACCCACACACACACAGUGUGAUUCAUUGAACACACACACAUAGGACUUCAGAUAUGUCCCACAACCAACAUUCAACCAGAUAUCAAUGAUUCAGUGUAAAAUACAUGUACUGUACAAUAAACCGUAUUUAAUUUACAACCAAUCAAAUAAUACAUGAUGCAGGACACAAUAACCAAGCCGUACUGUCAUCUUCAGACUCCGGUUUUGGGACUUAUUUCAGGCCUAACAUCGCCACGAACGUCCACAUUCGUCUUGGAAUUGCAAGCAGUCAUUCGCGGUUUCCAUCCGCACGGCCAUGGCGGCACAUAAACCAGUGGAAUGGGUUCAGGCGGUGAUAAACAGAUUCGACGAGCAGGUUGCAGGAGCUGACAGUUGCUCAGAAGACACUGUGGAUGUGCACGAUAUAGAGCUCAUGCAGUACAUCAACGUGGACUGCUCCAAACUUAAAAGACUGCUCCAAGAAACGGUAUUAAAAUUCAAAGCCCUGAAGAAACCUGGCCAACUUGCUGUCAUUAACAGUUUGGAAAAGGCCUUUUGGAACUGGGUAGAGAACUACCCUGAUGAGUUUACCAUGCUCUACCAGAGACCACAGACAGACAUGGCAGAUGCUGCGGAGAGGCUGUUUGACCUGGUGGACAGCUUUGCUGAGAAUGCCAAGAGGAAGGCAGCGGUGUGGCCUCUACAGAUCAUCCUCCUCAUCCUCUGUCCCGAGAUCACACACAUCAUCUCUCAAGAGGUGGUGGAGGAGAGCAAGGCCAACAAGAAGCUGUUCCUGGAGAGCUUGAGGAAGGCUCUAGCAGGCCAGGGGGGCAGCAAGCAACUAACAGAGAGUGCAGCCAUCGCCUGUGUCAAACUGUGCAAGGCCUCCACCUACAUCAACCGGGAGGACCACUCAGGCAUCUUCCUCCUGGUGCAGUCCAUCGUGGUGAACCUCAAGGCCCUGCUCUUCAACCCCACCAAGCCCUUCUCUCGCGGGGCAGGCAGCCAGAAUGCAGACGUGGACCUCAUGAUCGACUGCUUCGUCUCCUGUUUCCGUAUCAACCCUCACAACAAUCAGCACUUUAAGGUCUGUUUGGCCUCCGCCUCCCCCUCUACCUUUCACUUUGUCCUGGUCAACUCCCUGCACAGAAUCAUCACCAAUUCUGAUCUGGACUGGUGGCCUAAGAUUGAUGCAGUGUACUGCUACUCUGGAGAGCUGCGACUAAUGUUCUCAGACACUCUGAGCCGAGUGAUGCAAGGCCUUCACACACAUGCCCCACUACGCAUGACGCCGACUCUGUCAUUUAAAGAGAAAAUGACCACCAGCCUUAAGUUCAAAGAGAAAACCACAGACCUGGAUACACGCAGCUACAAGUGCCUCCUCCUCGCUCUGGUCAAACUCAUCCACGCUGACCCCAAACUCAUGCUGCACAACCCAGGGAAGCAGGCUCAGGAGACCCAGAGCAGCACAGCAGAGCUGAUCGCAGGCCUGGUGCAGCUGGUGCCCUUGGUCAGUACAGCCCAGCUUUCCCAGGAGGCCAUGGAGGCUCUGCUGGUGCUGCACCUGCCUGAGACCAUUGAGCUGUGGAACCCUCAGGCCCCCAUUGAAACCUUCUGGGACAUCAGCUCCCUGGUUCUCUUCCUGAUCUGCAAGAAGCUGAUUGGUCACCAGAUGGUGAACAGUACAGAGGUGUUGAAGUGGCUGAGGGAGAUCCUUAUCUGCAGGAACAAGUUCCUCCUAAAGAACAAGGAGUGUGCCACGCAGGGCAGUGGAAUCCCCAUCUGCAGACAGGCCCAGACCAAACUGGAGGUGUGUCUAUACAUGUUUCUGUGGAGCCCUGACACCGAGGCCGUGCUGGUGGCCAUGUCCUGUUUCAGACACCUGUGUGAGGAGGCUGACAUCCGCUGUUCCGCUGACGAGGUGCUCGUCCAGAGCAUCCUGCCCAACUACGCCACCUUCACAGAGUUCGCCUCCGUCAGCAACAUAAUGGCCACCGGACGUUUCACCCUGCAGAAGAGAGUGAUGGCCUUGUUGAGAAGGAUAGAGCACCCCACUGCAGGAAACACUGAGGCAUGGGAGGACACGCAUGCAAAAUGGGAGCAGGACACCAAACAGAUUCUGAACUUUCCCAAAAACAAGGAGUGGAUCAACAUGACAGGCUUCCUGUGUGCUCUGGGUGGGGUGUGUCUGUCCCAGCACAACAAGCCCUGUGGCCCCACCACCUACAGCCCCCCCAUGGGCCCCAUGAGCGAACGCAAGUACUCUAUGGUCUCUGUGGGCGUCUGUGAGGUCUCCAACGCUGCAGCUGGAGCCUCAGCCACCUGCUCCUCCUCUUCCUCCACUGAAACCCCCCUGGGCAGGUUCCUGGACCGCCUGCUAGUCCUGCUGGUAUGUGGUCAUGAGAGGGUGGGUCUACACGUCCGCACCAACGUCAAGGAGCUGCUGGGGCUGGAGCUCAGCCCGGUCCUGUACCACAUGCUCUUCAACAAGCUAAGGAACAGCAUCGGACGCUUCUUCGACACAGGGGCCACAGGUCCCCAUCAAUGACACUAACACACAGUUUGUGGAGCAGACCAUUGCCAUCAUGAAGAACCUACUGGAUAACCAUGCUGAGGGCAGCUCAGAGCAC